Molecule: messenger RNA, 1894 nt
Organism: Nomascus leucogenys (northern white-cheeked gibbon)
Lineage: Eukaryota; Metazoa; Chordata; Mammalia; Primates; Hylobatidae
Gene: EHD4
Product: EH domain containing 4
Biological process (GO): endocytosis; endosomal transport
Cellular component (GO): plasma membrane; cytoplasm
Molecular function (GO): protein binding; GTP binding; calcium ion binding
Source: RefSeq, a predicted model, not a curated record
GGGCUCGGGCGGCGGCCAGCGCGGCCGGGGCGGCUCAGUGCGAGCCGGGGAGGGUCGAACCCGGAGCAGAGUCCCAGCCGAGCGUGGACUGGCGGCAGGAUGUUCAGCUGGAUGGGGCGGCAGGCGGGCGGGCGCGAACGCGUUGGCGGCGCGGACGCGGUGCAGACGGUGACGGGCGGGCUGCGCUCGCUCUACCUGCGCAAGGUGCUGCCGCUGGAGGAGGCGUACCGUUUCCACGAGUUCCACUCGCCUGCGCUGGAGGACGCCGACUUCGAGAACAAGCCCAUGAUCCUUCUGGUGGGCCAGUACAGCACCGGCAAGACCACCUUCAUCAGAUACCUACUGGAGCAGGAUUUCCCAGGCAUGAGGAUUGGUCCAGAGCCCACCACUGACUCCUUCAUCGCCGUGAUGUAUGGAGAGACUGAGGGCAGCACCCCAGGGAAUGCUUUAGUCGUGGACCCCAAAAAGCCAUUUAGAAAGCUCAGUCGCUUUGGAAACGCUUUCCUGAAUCGAUUCAUGUGCUCACAGCUCCCCAAUCAGGUCCUGAAGAGCAUCAGCAUCAUCGACAGCCCCGGCAUCCUUUCUGGGGAGAAGCAGCGCAUCAGUCGAGGCUAUGACUUCUGCCAGGUCCUGCAGUGGUUUGCCGAGAGGGUGGACAGGAUCAUCCUGCUCUUUGACGCUCACAAGCUGGACAUCUCAGAUGAAUUCUCAGAGGCCAUCAAGGCCUUCCGGGGCCAGGACGACAAGAUCCGUGUCGUGCUGAACAAGGCCGACCAAGUGGACACGCAGCAGCUGAUGCGGGUCUACGGGGCCCUCAUGUGGUCCCUGGGCAAGGUCAUCAACACGCCCGAGGUGCUGCGCGUCUACAUUGGCUCCUUCUGGGCGCAGCCCCUGCAGAACACGGAUAACCGCCGGCUCUUCGAGGCUGAGGCCCAGGACCUCUUCAGAGACAUCCAGAGCCUCCCCCAGAAGGCAGCGGUGCGCAAACUCAACGACCUCAUCAAGCGAGCGAGGCUGGCCAAGGUGCAUGCCUACAUCAUCAGCUACCUGAAGAAGGAGAUGCCAAGUGUAUUUGGAAAGGAAAACAAGAAGAGAGAGCUUAUCAGCAGGCUACCAGAAAUCUACAUUCAGCUACAGCGAGAAUACCAGAUUUCUGCAGGGGACUUCCCCGAGGUCAAGGCUAUGCAGGAACAGCUUGAGAACUAUGACUUCACCAAAUUCCACUCGCUGAAGCCCAAGCUGAUCGAGGCAGUGGACAACAUGCUGAGCAACAAGAUCUCGCCCCUCAUGAACCUCAUCAGCCAGGAGGAGACGAGCACGCCCACGCAGCUGGUGCAGGGCGGCGCCUUCGAUGGCACCACCGAGGGCCCCUUCAACCAGGGCUACGGGGAGGGUGCCAAGGAGGGCGCCGACGAGGAGGAGUGGGUCGUGGCCAAAGACAAGCCCGUCUACGACGAGCUCUUCUACACUCUGUCACCCAUCAAUGGCAAGAUAUCAGGUGUCAACGCCAAGAAGGAGAUGGUGACCUCCAAGCUGCCCAACAGCGUCCUGGGCAAGAUCUGGAAGCUGGCCGACUGCGACUGCGACGGCAUGCUGGACGAGGAGGAGUUCGCACUGGCCAAGCACCUCAUCAAGAUCAAGCUCGACGGCUACGAGCUGCCCAGCAGCCUGCCCCCGCACCUCGUGCCCCCCUCGCACAGGAAGUCCCUGCCCAAGGCCGACUGAGGGGUGGGCCGCAGAACGGGGCAGGAACUGGGGGACCUGGGCCUCAGGCCUGCUCCACCACUGACUCACCGAAUGACCUUGGGCAAGGCACUGCCCUCUCUGUGCCUUGGUUUCCCCAUCUGUAGAAUGGGGAGGGUGGACACUGGAAACUAGAUGACUUCUUUUUUUU